Glossina fuscipes is the source of this 4302-nucleotide messenger RNA. RefSeq names its product dendritic arbor reduction protein 1-like. Gene Ontology annotation, biological process: regulation of transcription by RNA polymerase II. Gene Ontology annotation, molecular function: DNA-binding transcription factor activity, RNA polymerase II-specific; RNA polymerase II cis-regulatory region sequence-specific DNA binding. The record is from RefSeq and is a predicted model, not a curated record. The transcript has 6 exons. Bases 178 to 2880 code for a protein of 900 amino acids. NCBI's taxonomy places the organism in Eukaryota, Metazoa, Arthropoda, Insecta, Diptera, Glossinidae.
CUUUUCUAAAUAACGCUUUGCCAUAUUGGUGGAAAAAUGUUAUUAAAAUGUAUUAUGAAGUGUGACUGAUGUGAAUAAGAAAGAAGUUUAAACAUUCUUCGUAUCUAUCACUUAAGAUGACCGAAUUUAUUCUAUUCUAUGGAUAUUUUUAUAAAUUAACAUAAAAUACGAGCAAGUAUGUGUAAACGAAUCGAGAAAAAAGAAAAUAAAAUUUACUGCUUAUGUGUGCUUUCAAUCGAUCUUAAAUGCAUACCAACAGUUUUAUUAAUUGGAGAUAAGUUUACUGAAUCAUUAUUUAAUUAUUGGGUAAUGCAGUCUCCCGGUUUGGAUAGUCGGCAUGAGCUGAGGGGUCGUUUGCAUAAAAUUAAACCAGAUAUAGAAUUUGACGCCUUAACUACCUCCAACAGUGAACAAAAUCAUAAUCAUUACCAACAUCAUCAUCAUCACCAUUGCCAUCAUACCCAGCGCUGUCAUCAAUUAGAACAACCUUUACAACAACAAUAUUAUCAGCAACUAGCUCCGCGUCAGUCUAACAAUCAGUAUCAAAGCAAGCUUAGCGUAAGCAUUGAAUGCGAACAACAACAACAGCAACAACAACAGCAUCACGAAGUCACGCCAUUUGAAACGUAUGAGCAAGAGCGGCAAAUAACCGCAGAAGUUAGCAAUAAAAACAGUAGCAUUACACUUAAUAACCAUUUAAAUGAACAUCAUUGGCAACAUGAUAACGUUAAACUUGAUCAAAGUCCAACAACCACUUAUAAUUCGCAAGAAGUUACUGCCCUACAGUCUGCAUCUACGGCAACGGCAUCAUCACAUUCUGCAAAUAAUUCAGAUCUUAUAAAUCCCUCCUCUGCGGUUUCUGUCUCAACUUCACCUGCCAUCGAUAUCGACAAUUUCUCGAAUAUCUACAAUACCGAUAAUCCUUACGAAGUGCCUGACUCUUAUACCGCAGCUGCCACAGCUAUAACUAAAAACACAUCCACACCAAUUAUUGGGAAAGAGUACUCGUUCGAUACCAAAAAUAAAGAAUCAUUUUGUCAUCAUGUCUACUAUAAUCUGGAUGAUUCAUGCCAAAGACCAGUCUUAUGGGAGGAUAUUUCCAAUUCAAUACAAAAUAUUGAUCCUGAAAAUGUCCUGAUAUUAGAGCAGCAUUCAAAUAGUUCGCAACUGCAGCAAUUACAGCAAAAUUUUAGCGGUUCGACUAUCAAUAACGUAAACGUAUUGGUACCGCAAGUUAAAAUGGAAACAAUCGAUGAUACUUUACCCGAAUCUUUGUCAGCAUCUUUGAUUAAUCCGUUGGAAAUUAAAAAGGAAAUACUUACAAAGCCCAAUAGAAAUACCGACUCACCACAUUCGCAGUGUUUUCCUCAACUACCAGCUCCGGUAUCGCCCCGGUCCGGACAAAUUAAUGUUUAUCAUUAUAGCAAUAAUCAACAACAGCAACAACGUUUGUAUCAAUCUCAUCGCAACUUAAACGAUAGAGAUAUAUUUAUCCUGGAGCAACAACAACAACAACAACAACAAGCCAAUAUAACUAACGCCUUGCGUAGUAACAGCAAUAGUCCCAAUCAAUCAAACAGAUGUCAUAGUACGGCGAGUAGUCAUAACAGUGAAACGAAUUACACUCCGAAUACCAAUAGCGUGAAUUUGUUAAGUUUCAGUCCGGAUAAUAGCAUGUAUAAUCAAUCGAUAUAUUUACAAAAACAACAACAACAACAACAACAACAUCGUCUUUUAAAUCAAAAUCUUAACGAUCCAACGACAACUUAUGACAACAACAAUCACACCCUGCAAGUAAAAGCGUUAACAAUAAACAGCAGUAAUCUGGCGAUGGAUAAUAACUCGAAAAAUCUCAAUAAUAAUAAUUAUCCAUGGCAUAGCAGUCAGCCUUACUAUACUAAAUACGAUAUAUCCCAGCCUUCACCAUCAACAAUACAACAACAACAACAGCAACAGCAGCAGCAGCAGCAGCAAUUGCAAAAACCACAAAUUUGUCCACUUAUUUUAAUGUCAGCAAAUACUAAUGCGAUUACCGUUAGCAAUUCAUAUCAUAGUACUGGCUCACGGCAAAUAUCAUUCAUGUCGCCCUUAACUCCACCUAGUUCGGAUCCCGGAAGUCCGGGAGCUUCAAUGGCAGCGGCAGCAGCAGCCGCUGUUGUGGCCGCUGUUAAUCAACAGCAAAAACAAUCAAUUAAACGCUCAACACCGCCUCCGCCAUAUCAAGAGCAGCAAGAACAAAUGUCUGGCGCUAAUAUGUGUCCGUAUACGAUAGCAUUGAAAACGAACACAACGUCAAGUGUAACGGAGGCAACAAAGUCGACGGAACAGCACUUGAAUUCGGUUAAUAAUCGGAUAUUAACAGCAUUUGGUUCGGCCAAUGUCCUGACCAUAAGAAAUUCCAAAAAUAAUGAUAAAGAAUCAUCUUGUGUUUCCGCCUCAUCUCUACCAACCUUGUCCGCUAAUCAUCAUCAACAGCAACGGAAUCAAACAAAAAAUUCUGCUUCGAUAUCUUCAUUAACACCUAGCACUGAUUUAUUAAAUAUCUCGGCAUCAUCGAUACAUACGAGACGUUAUAAUCGCCGUAAUAAUCCCGAACUGGAGAAGAGACGUAUACAUCACUGUGAUUAUGUAGGUUGUACAAAAGUUUAUACCAAAAGUUCGCAUUUGAAAGCUCACCAAAGGAUACAUACAGGUGAGAAACCGUACACCUGUCAAUGGCCGGAGUGCGAAUGGCGUUUUGCACGUUCCGAUGAGUUGACGCGCCAUUAUCGUAAACAUACCGGAGCCAAACCGUUUAAGUGCAUUGUAUGUGAACGCAGUUUCGCCCGGAGUGAUCACUUGGCUUUGCAUAUGAAGAGGCACUUACCUAAAAUUAAAUGAAAAAUAGAAAAAAAGAAAAAACAAAAACAAAAAUAGAUGAAUAAAAGUAUAAAAAUAUAUGAGUAAACAAGUUGUACUAAGCACUUCGGAGCGGGCUCUUAUAUAAUAUUAAGCUAAUAUCUAAAAUAUCUACAAACAUAUAUUAUUAUUAAAGGCGUGGCAGGAUUAAGGAAAUUUUUACAUCAUCUCGGGAAGCAUUUGUGCGAAAUUUUAAAUUACUCUCUGGAAGUUAUUAAUAUGUUGAGAAACGUUACAAUUAAGAUCAUGUCUGUUGGUAUAUCGUGGUCUUUACUUUCUCAAAAUUUAUUCUAUGAAAUGCAACAAACUGCAACAUUGUAAUGAAAUGUUUACGAGUUUCGUGUAUGGGAAGACAGACGCAACGAAUGAAUGGAUUGCUGAUCAAAAACUUUAAAGUCCGAAGUAGUUGCAAUUUUUAUGGAUAAUCGGGUGCGGUUGAAGUGGCAUUACAAAAUUACUCUGUUCCAAUAAAAGGCAUAAAAGUAAAACUAGCGACAUCUACACUUUUCCUUAUGAUGAUGAUGAUGAUGAUGAUGAUGAUGAUGAUGAUGAGUUCCUAUAAAAUGUAAGGUCCUGGCAUGAUUUAGCUGCGUCCUUUCGCCUACACAACACGUCACUCAAUGGCAUCACCGUUGAAAGACGCCUACGAUUUCCUACGAUCGUGUUAAUCUUCAAACGACAUGUGUCACGAUUUCAUGGCAUUCCGAAUAUCAGUUUACAACUUACAGAAACUUGAUAGAAAAAACCCCAAGUUGCCAUAUAUAUACACAUACAGAUAUGUAUAUAUUAAAUUAAUAUAUAUUAUUCGCCUACGACAGAUAAAAAUUAUUACUAUCGUUAACAUUAUUCUUACAUGCAUUGCCGACGAAGAGUGAUACAUUCAUUUUGUCAUAAUAUUUGCAACACUUGAAAGAAAGUUUUAGAGACCCUCUAUGUGUGCAUAUAUAUUUUCUGGGUCAAUAUCGAAUUUUGAAUAUCGACUGCAAAUUACGCAAAACCAUUGAAAGCUUUUGCUUGCAAGUUGGUAUUGAAAAAGGCGGCAAACCGAUCAAAGCACAUGCACACAAUAAGGCGUAAACGGAGAGCACUUCUUUUCUUCUAAGCGAGAAUUUAUGGGUUUUUUCUCAAAGGGCUCAAAUUUUAAAAAUUGUUCGAAAAUGAAAAAAAUCGGCCUCGCUCAAGCAAUAUUAUAAGUGAUAAAAUUUUAAUUUUUUCUUCUCUUUUCAUUUUAUUUUAAAUAAAAUCUCUUAGUAACUCAUCUGAAACUUUCACAAUUCCUUAAUACUGAUCUGAGUAGUUUGUAACUUGCAAUACUUAGCGGGCAAGAGCUUCAAUGUGUAGUGAGCAGAAGGUAUUGGUUGAGAGAGAGGAAGAUGAAGAGAUAGCAGAUAAUUUUCAAAAAAU